AUGCCUUCACAAGGUUCGCAAGCCGUCUCGUCGGCCAGCCUGCACGGCAGCCAGUCGCGCGGCAUCGACACGCGCUCCAUCAUCGACUCGCGCCCAGUCCAUUACCUGACGCGGGCUGGAGUUGCCGCCUCCUACCCGAUUCGCGGCAUUUGGUAUUUCUUGCGCAACAAGGAGUUCUGGCCACUAUUCACCGGGAGACUGCUACCGCUGUCGCUCAUUUCGUUCCUCGUCUACCUGGUUCUCUUCACUUUUGCCUUUUUGCCGCAGUAUGCUUUCCUUGCCAUCUUUCAUGGCUGGGGCGCUUGGGUCAACGCAGUCGUCCUGACGUUGGGCGAAGGUUUGAUCAUUAUCCAGAGUCUCUUUGAGGGAUUCUUUGUGGACGAGUGUCGAGUGGAUGUCUUCGAUGCCACAUUCAUCAAAGUUGGUCUCAGAGAUCUCAUUGCUCCGCACCGAAUUCUCUUUGACGAUGCUCCGAAUGCUGUCAAGAUGCUCGGAAAGCCCACCUCCUCGGCCAUCUAUACACCUUGGAGCGUCAUACAAAUCGUCGAGCUGGUCGUGUUCCUGCCGCUUAAUCUCGUCCCUUAUGUGGGGACGCUGGGCUUCAUCAUCAUCACAGGAACCAGGUUGGGAAAACUGGCGCACUAUAGGUGGUUUCAGCUGCGCGGACUCUCCAAGGAAGAUCAAAGGCGACAAGUGAGAUCCCUGACCUGGGACUACGUCUGGUUUGGCACUGUUGCCAUGAUAUUGGAACUGGUCCCCAUCCUGUCCUUCUUCUUUCUUCUGACAACAUCUGCGGGUUCGGCUCUUUGGGCGGCACGGAUGGAGGAGGAGCGCAAGCGCGGCGGGAUAGACUCACUGAUUGUGAACGGACAAGCACCCAGUCAAGACCCUCCAGAGUACUCUGAUAACAUGGCAUAA
Molecule: messenger RNA, 918 nt
Organism: Ustilaginoidea virens
Lineage: Eukaryota; Fungi; Ascomycota; Sordariomycetes; Hypocreales; Clavicipitaceae
Exons: 2
Coding region: 1-918 (305 amino acids)
Cellular component (GO): ascospore wall; prospore membrane; lipid droplet
Source: RefSeq, a predicted model, not a curated record